AUGAAUAGUUACGCCACGCACCCAUCAACAUCUCUACAACCAAAUCCAGUAUUAUGUCCCGUAAUCAUAUUGGUCCUAUGGUCAUUUAUUAUGAUGAUAUGGCUUUAUGCUACACGUAUACCAGCUACCAAACGUUUAAAUAUUCAAUAUGAUCCACGUAAACAUCUAGCUUCACAUUUUGAAGCGCAAAUGCCACCGGAAGCACGUUGGGUGGCUGAUAAUUAUAAUCAUCUAAUGGAACAGCCAACUUUAUUUUAUGCUGUUGCAUUAACAUUGGCAUUAAUUAAUGAUCGAAAUAAUUUUAAUUUAACAUUGGCAUGGCUCUAUGUUCUCUUACGCAUUGUACACAGUCUUAUACAAGCAACUAUUAAUCGUGUAAUGUGGAGAUUUUUUGUGUUUAUAUUAGGAUCAACCCUCCUAUUGAUAUUAGCAAUACGUAUAGCAGCAAUUCUUUUAUUUGGAGGAGGCAACAGUAUUUAA
Molecule: messenger RNA, 480 nt
Organism: Didymodactylos carnosus
Lineage: Eukaryota; Metazoa; Rotifera; Eurotatoria; Philodinida; Philodinidae
Source: the annotation of a GenBank genome assembly